Messenger RNA from Seriola dumerili (greater amberjack), 3927 nucleotides. It is a transcript of the gene hsf2, whose product is annotated as heat shock transcription factor 2. The coding region runs from base 120 to 1709 and encodes 529 amino acids. NCBI's taxonomy places the organism in Eukaryota, Metazoa, Chordata, Actinopteri, Carangiformes, Carangidae. Gene Ontology annotation, molecular function: DNA-binding transcription factor activity; sequence-specific DNA binding. The transcript has 12 exons. The record is from RefSeq and is a predicted model, not a curated record. Gene Ontology annotation, biological process: regulation of DNA-templated transcription.
UGUAAGCCAUUGGCGUUUUCCUGAAGGCGACAGAGUCGUGCAGUUUUCCACACAGGCUGCGGAACAGAGCGAUCACUGCGCAGUUUUGGUCUAGGCGUAUCUGUUGUAACAUUGGAGAGAUGAAGCACAACUCGAACGUCCCGGCAUUCCUUACCAAGCUGUGGACGCUGGUGGAGGAUGCAGACACAAAUGAAUUCAUUUGCUGGAGUCAGGAGGGCAACAGCUUCAUGGUGUUGGACGAGCAGCGCUUUGCCAAGGAGAUCCUCCCCAAGUACUUCAAGCACAACAACAUGGCCAGUUUCAUCAGGCAGCUAAAUAUGUAUGGAUUCCGUAAAGUCAUGCACAUUGACACAGGCAUUGUAAAACAGGAGAGAGAUGGUCCAGUGGAGUUUCAGCACCCCUACUUCAAGCAUGGACAGGACGACCUGCUGGAGAACAUCAAGAGGAAGGUUUCUAACGCACGGCCAGAGGACAGUAAGAUUCGACAGGAAGACCUGACUAAGAUCUUGGCCAGUGUUCACAGUGUUCACAGCAAACAGGAGAACAUCGAUGCCAGGCUGGCAACGCUCAAGAGGGAGAAUGAAUCUCUGUGGAGGGAAAUCUCAGAUCUGAGACAGAAACAUGCCCACCAGCAACAGCUCAUCAAAAAGCUGAUACAGUUCAUCGUCACACUGGUACAGAACAACCGUAUCCUGAAUUUGAAACGCAAAAGGCCCAUUCUUAUGAACAGCAAUGGAAAGAAGCCCAAAUACAUUCACCAGAUCUAUGAUGACAAAGUGUGUGUGGAACAGUCGUCUGUCAACAGUCUGAAUGGUGUGAAGGGCUCUGAGAUCUCAGAUGACGUCAUCAUCUGUGACCUGACUGAGAACGAUGCCGAGGUGACGGCCGAGAUCACAGAGGGCUCACCCAGGGCCUAUGAGCAGGGUGAUGUGGAAAUUGUGGAGGUGGAGUUGGACAGCUGUGCGGUGCUGCCAGCUGAGACGGAGGUGAGCACCACCUGCACAGAUGACAUCCGACAGACAGAGGAGGCGGCGGCAGACGACAGCCAGAGGAGCGGCAGCCUAGAUGGCAGCGGGUCAACCAGCAGCGCCCUGCAGCUCAAUAAACCCUCCGGCCUGAGUCUGGAGGAUCCCGUCAAGAUGAUGGACUCCAUACUGAACGAGAACGGAGCAAUAUCACAAAACAUCAACCUACUGGGCAAGGUGGAGCUGAUGGACUAUCUGGACAGUAUUGACUGCAGUCUGGAGGACUUCCAGGCCAUGCUUUAUGGGAAACAGUUUGGCAUUGACUUUGAUGCCAUAGAGGAAAGUGUGUCCUCCAAAGAGAACAGCACACAGCUAAACAGAGGCAGAACAGAGGAAAACACAGAUAAGCAGUUGAUCCAGUACACCUCCUGUCCCCUUCUGGCCUUCCUUGAUGGCUGUACCUCCCCUCCAGAGCUGGAUCUGGGCACAGGUAGCAGCAGCGGCAGCACUGGCUCCUCUUAUACCCACCUCCAGCCCUCUUCCAGCUCCAGUGCUUCUGUGGAGACUGAGCCACCCUCGGAGCUGCUGGACACCAGCCUGGAGUCGAAGCAGCCGGCACGCAGCUCCCUGAUCCGCCUGGAGCCUUUGACAGAGGCCGAGGCCAGCGAGGAGACACUCUUCUAUCUGUGUGAACUGAGUCCUGCUGGACUGGAGGCCGACUCCACCCAGCUGGACAGAGUGUGAGCAGCAAGGGAACUUCACCACAGACUGCAUUCCACCAUUCUCCACAUUAUACUGACAGUGUGCGCCAAUAUUCAUUCACCUCUCUGGCCUGAGGGUGCGUGCGUGCGUGCGUGUGUGUUGUGAAGCAGUAAGAGAAAUGAAGAAAGCACCAGGCUGCUGGAAGAACAGCUGCAGUUUGUACAAUGUUCACAUUUUCACAUGUCAGACUUUGCAUUGAGUUCCAGAAACAUUUUUAUCAAAUACAAUAAUAACAGUGGAACAACCUCUGGCAGGUUAAUGACCCUUUAACCCUUUACCAUCAUAAAUGACCAUUAGAAUAAAUGUCUCUAAACCUCCUAUCUCAUCAUCAUCAGACUGCACCAUCAGUAACCCUACACCUUAUAUCAGACCUGAGGUCUGGACUAUGAAGCAAGUUCAACAUAACCAGGAUAACUUUUAGUUAUCUGGUUAAACUGAGCCUAACAUUGUCCGUCCUGAUAACCUGUACUAUGGAGCAGGUUCAGUUAACUCUGGUUUACCUGUCCAGAUACGAGCUCGCUCAUGUGAAAGAGGAAGAGUUGUUAAUUAUAAACAACAUCGUCAAAACCAUGAAUCAAGUAUUAAUAUGAUAUGAGAAGAAACGCUGAUACCUGCUGGUGAAUUCAGUUAUAGUGACAUCAUAAAGUGAAAUUCAACAAGGUGAAACAGAUUAAAGUGAGACUGAGGAUGGACUGUAAAUAACUUUUUUUCCGAUGGUCCUUUCAGGGAGACAGUCAUUUUUCACAUCAAAGUGCCACAAAUAGUUGAGUAACAAAUGAGAAAAGAGCACUUGAGAAUUAAGUUCAACCUUUGGCUCCUUUCUUGUGUCAGCACAGCUGGCCAAUCACAAUGUGAAGUGGGUGUGAAUCAAAUGCUCAUCUACAAGGUUCUUGGAUCCCCAGAACAUUGACUCUCUCCUCUAUCCAUUCAUACACGGAUAUUUACUGCACUUGAUGAAUAAUACCACUGACUCUUUAGUUCUGCCUUUAGAGUGACACCUGAGCAGAAGCAGGCAAGCAUGUCUGAAAAUGAAACCAGGUAAGAGGACUUUACUUUAGGACGUUUUCUUCAAUGCAAAGGUCUCAGAUGUAAAAAUGACACAAACUGUGGCUGGUGUAAUCACAUGACCCAAUCCACACAGCUUUAUCUCUCUCCCGUCCUGGCCAUAGACAGAAGAAGACAUUAGCCUUUGCUCCUCAAUAUCUUCAUCAGUGAAACAGUGCAUCACAUCUGCUCCUACAACAUCAGUGAGGAGACAUUCUCAAACACACUGAACCUAUGUAUAUAUACACCUGAAAAUCUGUUUAUUCUGAGUUUCGUUUAUCUUUUGCUACAUGUCUGUCCACACAGCUUAGAAUCUUCAUAAAGCAACAUUCCUUCAGACAGCUGGGGAUCACUUCUCUUUGACUUGGCAAAGUGAGUUUGUCACAUUCAGUAAAUGAAAGCAUCAUUUUGAGGAGCUGGGACAGAUAGUGUAGGGGAGAUGUGAAGUGAGGCUGUAAACAGUAAGAUCUGUGUGUCAAUCUGAGAACACAACACUGAUCUGAAAUGACUCUGUCCAGCUCUGAUUUCUGUAGAAACAUAACUGAAAACUCUUAGUCCAUUCUGAACCAGGUUCAUGAGGCAAACUCAAGUGUUGUUUUGUCCCUUACCUGUACACAAAAGAAAUGUUGAUGUGAUGCAAAGAUUAGCAGUUUCAACAGUGAGUAACAGAUGGCAACACUGAGCUGGAUAGGUUGAAAUGAGCACAUAAAAUGUUCAGACUUGCUGUUACCCAGGAAACCAUGAACAUCUGGGUCAGUUUUAGUGUAAUACAUAGCAAAGUUCACAUCCUCAGUUUUUUGUGAGUGUGUUCAGUCUGAGACAGUACUGGGAGAAAACUAGGAUGUGUGAGCUGAAUUCACAGUAACAGCCUCAGUUUCCUGAUGUUGUGAUGAAGGGAAGCUUCUCUCCUCACAGAUAUAGAAGUGCCUGCACCCUGUCUCCACAGAGCCACACUUCAGACCUCAGAUGCUCUUUAUAGGCUGCUGUGCAUGUUCACACAGGUCACAUGACUUGUCUGUCAUUUUUGCAACCCUUGCAGUUACAAUAAAGCAGAUGCUACAAUGUUCAUUUGUUGUUCAUUUGGAGGGUCAUUGCUUCUCAUCACUCACACUGGAUGUUGGAACACCAUCCAGUCACUACUGUGAGGCUCCAUGUC